UCUGAAGAUGGAGUUUGGUACUGAUUGUAAGUAGUUAACACACUCUUCUCUACAUUUAUUUGCAGUUUGGUCAAUUCCUUGAACAGGGAAUUCUUGCUUCAUGGGUGAUCUUUUCUCACAUCUAAGCUCUAGCCUACAAUGCAACCUCUGCAGCUAGAUAAUUAAUUAAUCUGUUCUGUUUAAUGAGCCAAUAUUCCGAGAUGGAGUGGAGUACAAAGUGGGAUUGGGAGAACAUUGUUUCGUUCGGGUCCAGAGCUACGGAAAGCCCGAGAAAACAACAACAACUAAUGGAGUGGAUGAUUGUGGAUGAAGGUGAAAUCAAUCCUGGGCAGUUUAAUUUGUUGACUUCAAGCGAUAACCACAAUUCCUCGGCCAAGAGCUCUAUCUCAGCUUCUACCGACUCAUCUGCCGAAUAUGAUCUUCAGCCACAGCCUAAUUUCAGAUUUCAGUCAUCGUUCGAGGGCUGCACUGGAAAUGGGAGCAAGAAAAUAGCAGCAUUUCAAGGCACAGAAUUUUCUAGAAAUUCUCCCCCUUCUUUUGUCAGCUCAGGGGAGCAAUCGAUUGGUUUGAAGCUCGGGAAGCGGACUUAUUUCGAGAACAACACGGUGAAGAGCACGUCAUAUGCUGUGAUGCCGAUUCCAUCCUCAGGGGCAAUGAAAAAGAACAAGACGCAGGGGCAAAAUGGUCCGGUAUACUGUCAAGUGCAGGGCUGUAAUACCGAUCUUUCGAAUGCCAAAGAGUAUCACAAAAAGCAUAAGAUUUGCGAUAGCCACUCGAAAUGCCCAAAGGUUAUUGUUGGAGGGCUUGAACGUCGCUUUUGCCAGCAAUGCAGCAGGUUCCAUAGUUUGUCCGAGUUUGAUGAGAAAAAGCGCAGCUGUCGGAAACGACUGUCUGAUCAUAAUGCACGGCGCCGCAAGCCACAACAGCAAACUAUUCAGUUUAACUCCCCCAGACUCUCAUCAACCUUUAACGUGUCUGAACUGAUAAGUGGGCUGUUGCUUUCAGGUGGGACCCAGACGAUGGGAUUUCUCUUGAACAAUCCUCCUGUAACUCAGUCGAAUUCCGUGUGGGAUAACACACGCACCACAAAGUUCACUCUUACAAACGGGUUUUCGAGUGGAGAUGGAAUUAGUAGUGAUCAACGGGUGAAUAUGCUAGGAUUAACCAAAUCGCCACACAUCAUGAGUGUGCAAAACGGGACCAGUGGACUUUCGGCUCCCAACAACUCCACUUUUCAGGCUUUUAAUCCAGAUGCAGCAGCACCUCAUCGUGCUCUCUCUCUUCUGUCAAGCAAUUCCUGGGAUUCACACAUCACGUUCCAGCAGAGUGCAGCAAUGCACGAUAUGACGAGCCAUGCAGUGCCACAAGGAGUUCCACUCUCCUCUUCAGAUUUAUGGCUUAACAGGCAGCAAUCGAUGGCGAUUCACACAAACGUUCAAUCUGUGGCCACGAACACCAACUUUCAAGAAUUCCAACUUUUCAAAGCACCAUACGAGGCUGACUACUAUUCUAAUAUAUAUUGAAACCCUUGCAAGCAUUGUUGGUUUUUUUGUUUGUUUUCUUGGUUUUUUUUUGUUUCUAAGUAACGGUGUAGUAAGAUUCUGUUCACCAAAGAUCCCAAAACUUAAGUAGCCAGCGAAAGAUUUUGAUUAUGAGCUUGCGAGUUGAAAUGUGAUUUCUCUUUAGGGCAAAUACGGUUGAUGAUGAUAUCUUGCAAAUUUUCUGUAAUUUGAUUGCUAUGUUUUCUUAUUGAGGGCAUGCCUUGAGUUGAGAAGUAGAAAGGAUUGACUGGAACAGAUGCUGACGAAUCGGCUUUAGGGCAAAAACGUAGAUGCAUGUUCAUGUAUACUCUAGGAAAUGCAUUAUGUAAAUUGUUGUAGCAAUCUUGCAAGAAUCCUUGUUGAUUUACAUCUCGGAUGGUUUGAGUUUUAGAUCUUUAGUAGGGGUGACCGG
Molecule: messenger RNA, 1953 nt
Organism: Striga asiatica
Lineage: Eukaryota; Viridiplantae; Streptophyta; Magnoliopsida; Lamiales; Orobanchaceae
Source: the annotation of a GenBank genome assembly